AUGGCGCGCGGCGCUCGCUUGCUCCUUGUUCUCGCGCUGCUCGCCGCGCUACUCGCCGUCGUCCUCCAGCUCUACCGCCUCAGGAAACCGGGAUGCAUCACGGGCAUUUGUUUCUGGAAAUUUUACAGAUUUGCUGGUAAACUUAUUGGACGUUACUACGACAGUCAAGGAAAUCCUACAAAAUAUCUGAAGGGUGUAGAAAUGAAGGCAAAGAGAGGUGCACAGCUUCUUGAAAAGCAGAAGAGCGAUGAAGCUAAAAUACCUGGCUGCAAUUCAAAAUGGAGCCAGCAAGAAGGCGGAGAAGUUUGGUGCGACACGGGCUAUCCAAGAUUGGUGAGGAGGCCAGGCGACAUAGCUCUGACCGGACAAGUUAGCCAAAGAAACGCAGAACGGUGA
Messenger RNA from Miscanthus lutarioriparius, 396 nucleotides. The record is from the annotation of a GenBank genome assembly. NCBI's taxonomy places the organism in Eukaryota, Viridiplantae, Streptophyta, Magnoliopsida, Poales, Poaceae.